Molecule: messenger RNA, 1925 nt
Organism: Phascolarctos cinereus (koala)
Lineage: Eukaryota; Metazoa; Chordata; Mammalia; Diprotodontia; Phascolarctidae
Gene: GAL3ST3
Product: galactose-3-O-sulfotransferase 3
Biological process (GO): glycolipid biosynthetic process
Cellular component (GO): membrane
Molecular function (GO): galactosylceramide sulfotransferase activity
Source: RefSeq, a predicted model, not a curated record
CCCUUCUCCUCCCUCCCUCUCCUCUCAGCCCCGCCUGCUGAAUGUGAUGGGGAGAGGGGCGGGAGAGAGCUGAAGCCUCGCCACCUGAUCGGGCAGAGCUGAGGCAGCGGAGCCGGAGCCGGGACUCAGAGCCUGGGGCUGCGACAGCCAAGGUGUCCAGAGGGCCUGGGAAGAUCUGCUGUUCCGCCGAAGCAUCCCCUUUCCUAGCUCUGGGACCCCCACUUUCCCUGCAUCACUGGGCUCAGACCUUUCCCACCUCUGGUGAACGCCUGGACUCGGGGGCCCUGAUGUUGGAUUGGAACUAACGACCCCGGAGCCCCCGGAAAGUGUGGGGGGGUGGUGAGGAAGCAGCCAGGAUCCUGAGCAGAGGGAGCCCCAGUGCCGUGCACCGGGAGAACGCUGGCCCCAUUCCCCCCAGCCCAGACGCCCCCCUGGGCUCUGGCCCGACAGGAGCCCAUCUCAGGGGGCAGGGGUGGGGCCCGGGCCCCUCCUCCGCCGCAUCGCUCUCUGCCCAGACAUGCCACCAGUUCUGGCCCGGCUGCAACAAGCAGCCAAGAUGGUGAUGACCAGGAAGAAGGUGGUGCUGCUGCUGCUCCUGGGUGGGAUGCUGAGCCUGCUCCUCCACCAGGGAUCGCAGCUCAGCUGGUCCCCCCGGCUGCUGUUCCCCGGGGCCCCGUGCCCGGCCGGCCGCACGCGGCCCAAGCACACGGCCGUGGCCUUCGUCAAGACGCACAAGACGGCGGGCACGACGGUGCAGAACAUCCUGUUCCGCUUCGCCGAGCGCCACAACGUGACGCUGGCGCUUCCGCGGCCCAGCUGCGAGCACCAGUUCUGCUACCCGCGCGACUUCUCGGCGCGCUUCGUGCACCCGGCCACGCGGCCGCCGCGCAUGCUCGCCAGCCACCUGCGCUUCAACCGCGCCGAGCUGCGGCGCCUGCUGCCCAACGACACGGUCUACGUCACCAUCCUGCGCGAGCCGGCCGCCAUGUUCGAGUCGCUCUUUAGCUACUACAACCGCCACUGCCCGGCCUUCGUGCGCGUGCCCAACGGCUCGCUCGAGGCCUUCCUGCGCGCCCCGCGCGCCUACUACCGGCCGGACGAGCGCUACGCCAUGUACGCGCACAACACGCUGGCCUACGACCUGGGCGGCGACAACGAGCGCAGCGCGCUCGACGAGCCCGCCUACCUGGCGGGCCUCAUCCGCGACCUCGAGGCCGCCUUCUCCCUCGUCAUGAUCGCCGAGUACUUCGACGAGUCGCUCGUGCUGCUGCGCCGCCUGCUGGCCUGGGACCUGGAGGACGUGCUCUACGUCAAGCUCAACGUGCGCAGCGCCUCCUCGCGCCUGGCCGCGCUGCCCGAGGGCCUGGCGCGCGCCGCGCGCCGCUGGAACGGCCUCGACGCCGGCCUCUACGAGCACUUCAACGCCUCCUUCUGGCGCCGCGUGGCGCGCGCCGGCCGCGAGUGCGUGCAGCGCGAGGCGCGCCAGCUGCGCGAGGCGCGCGAGCGCCUCCUGCACCGCUGUUUCGGGCCGCGCCCGCGCCUGCGCCCGGCCGCCGAGAUCCGCAACAAGCAGCUGCAGCCGUGGCAGCCGCUGGGCAACGUGGGCAUCGUGGGCUACGACCUGCCCAGCCGCCCGCCGGGCCCCGGCGGCGACGAGUGCCUCAAGCUGGCCAUGCCCGAGGUGCAGUACUCGAGCUACCUGCUGCACAAGCAGAAGCUCCGCGCCUCCGCCUGGGCCGAGCGGGGCCGCGCAGGGGCCGGGGCGGGGGACCGGCCGCCGCCGCCGCCGCCGCGCCCCAUCCGAGCCCUGCCGCGGCUGGCCCGGAGGGGCUGAGCCGCCGCCGUGCUGCCCCCGAGAGAUGCGCCCCCAGAGACGGGCAGCUGCACCCCUGACUCGGCCAAGAAAGCCCCCUUGCAAACAUGCA